Molecule: messenger RNA, 6918 nt
Organism: Oryza brachyantha (malo sina)
Lineage: Eukaryota; Viridiplantae; Streptophyta; Magnoliopsida; Poales; Poaceae
Exons: 21
Coding region: 173-6556 (2127 amino acids)
Biological process (GO): negative regulation of transcription by RNA polymerase II; chromatin remodeling
Cellular component (GO): nucleus; chromatin
Molecular function (GO): chromatin binding; ATP hydrolysis activity; ATP binding
Source: RefSeq, a predicted model, not a curated record
CAACUCGUGUAUCGUCGUCUCGUCUCCUCCGCCUCCGUCCCUGCAUAAACCCCACCCGCCUCCGCCGGCGCCGCCUCCCCCUUUCCCCUCCGGCCCUAGGCAGUGGUAAACAUCUGGAGGCCGCGCGGUGCGAUUCGUCGUCACCUCCUCCCCUUCUUACAUCUACUCGCUGAUGACAAGGAAGGCCGCCGCCAAGAGCCCCAGCGGCGGCGGCAGGGAGACUAGAAGCUCCUCUGCUCGUCAUGCACCCUCACCCAUCCUCAGGAGGUCCACCCGAGAAACAAGAGCCAACAAAUCCAGGCUUUCUUCUCCGCCUAAGCCUUCGCACCCUAAUAAAUCCUCUCCUUGUGCAAAGAAGCUCAAAGCCUCCGCCACCGCCACUACCACAAGAGAGAAUCCUGCUAAACGGAAAUCAACAACGGAUGUACACCAAUCACCACCUGAGAUGAAUGCAGAUACCACCAAGGCUGAGUCUGCUUCCACCAGGCCACACAAGAAGCGCAAAAGGUUAAACGCAAAGAGCUAUUUAGCACUCUUCUCAUCGCCGGAUGAAAAGGUCAAAUCCCCUUCCCCCGUUCUUGCUACUCCUCCUAGAGUGGAUGACCAAAAUGUUUCCAAGGUGCAUGUGGAAGACAAUGGCGCUGCUCUGAGCCAUGAAGAAGUUGAUGCACAAGAGCAAGAUAAUCAGGCAUGCUUAAGUGAGGUUGCCAAUAAAGUUGAUGAACAUGCUUCCACUUCAGAGCCACAUAUGCCUAUUGAUAUGCGUCCGCAAAGCAGCCCUGCCAUGGAAGCCAGAGAGCAAAAUGUGGGAUGUUCAAACCCAAGUUUUGUGACAGAGUUGUCAAAUAGGCCUUGCCCCACAAGUCAUCAAGAAGAGGCCAAGAAGGCAAUUGAAGAUGGUGAUUCCAGUGAGACCCGAGGGGCUUCUACUUCCACUUCAAGUCAGGCUUUGGGAAUCCAGCCUGAUGAAACAGAUUGCAAGUACAUGUGUGCUGCUUGCAAACGUAGUGAAACCGUAGGAAUUCUUAAGUCUUGCGAUGGAGAAGGUUGCAAAAGUUGGUACCAUGAUUCUUGUCUGAAUCCUCUCUUGCAAUAUGUUUCGCUGGGUAUCUGGUUGUGCACCAGAUGUACUAAAAAGAGGAUCCAGUUUGGUUUGGAUGCAGUCAGUGAGGGCAUUGAAUCAUUGUGGGAUGUCAAGGAGGGAGCGCAGAACAGCAAGCAGUAUUUUGUGAAGUACAAAAAAUUGGCUCAUGUACAUAAUCGGUGGGUUCCAGAAAGCAGUAUAAUUCAUUGCACCCCAGGAGGUCAUGAUCUCAUCACCAAGUUUUCUAAGAGGAUUCUAAAAGAAAAGACAAUAAGGUGGAAGCAGGAAUGGGCUGAGCCUCACCGCCUAUUGAAAAAAAGAUCACUUAUGCCUCAAAAAGAAGCCGAUGAAUUUUUUAAUUGUCUUGGUGAUAAAUAUGCUUAUUGUAAUGUUGAAUGGUUAGUCAAAUGGAAAGAUCUGGGCUAUGAGCAUGCAACAUGGGAACUUGAAACUUCAUCAUUUUUAUGUACCCCUGAGGCUAAGGAUCUGAAAAGGAACUAUGAGAACCGCCACGCAGAUGCAAGAAGAGGUUCUGAUCCUGCAAAAAUAAAAAAGGUUAAGCAAAGUCCGUUUCAGAAACUUCAGAGGCUGCCAGAUGGGUUACCCCCUGGAUUAGACAAAGAUCAUUUGAGUUCGCUUAACCGGCUUCGUGCAUUCUGGCACAAUUCUGAUGGCGCUAUUUUUCUUGAUGAUCAGGAACGGGUGAUCAAGACCAUUCUUUUUGCAAUGUCCAUAUUGCCUGAUGUCUGCCAACCACUUCUCAUUAUCUCAACUUCUUCUUCUCUCUCGUUGUGGGAAGCUAAGUUCAAUCGCUUGGCACCAUCCAUCAAUGUUGUUGUGUAUAAUGGAGAGAAAGAUGUACGGAAACAGAUUCAAAAUUUGGAGUUUUAUGAGAAUGGUUCGGUGAUGUUUCAAGUCCUCUUAUCUCACCCUGAUGCGAUCCUAGAGGAUAUUCAAACCAUGGAGUGCAUUGUUUGGGAGGCAGUCAUGGUUGACGAUUGUCAAAGCUCAAGAGUUUCCAAAUGUCUUGAACAUCUUAAGCGUCUCUCUACAAAUUUUAGGAUGGUUCUUUUGAGUUCGCCACUAAAGGAAAGUAUUCCUGAGUAUGUCAACCUGCUAACUUUCCUCAACCCUGAAGGAAAUGACAUUUUGUGUAGUUCAAAUGGAGACUCUACUGAUACAGGUGGUGUCCUAGCAAUGCUGAAAGAAAAAUUCACUCGUCAUGUUGCAUUUGAGCGGAAAGCAGAUUCUUCAAAAUUUUUGGAGUAUUGGGUUCCUGUUCGCCUUUCACGAGUGCAGCUAGAAUUGUACUGUUAUACCUUACUUUCAAACUCCCCAGCACUCCGAUCACAUUCAAGAACUGAUAGUGUUGGUGUUCUUCGUGACAUUCUUGUAUCCCUACGGAAGUGCUGUGACCACCCAUAUCUUGUUGAUCAAUCACUGCAAAACUCACUUACUAAGGGCCAUCCUCUGACUGAUAUUCUAGACAUUGGAGUGUGUGCAAGUGGCAAGCUACUCCUGCUUGAUAAAAUGCUCCAAGAGAUCAAGAACCAAGGACUGAGAGUCAUCAUUGUUUCCCAGUCUGGUGGCGGAGCUGGCAACCCUAUGUGUGACAUUUUGGAUGAUUUUGUCCGCCAGAAAUUUGGUUUUGAGUCAUACGAGCGUGUAGAACGUGGAUUGCUAGUGCCAAAGAAACAAACAGCACUGAAUAUGUUCAAUGACAGAACUAAGGGCCGAUUUAUUUUCUUGAUUGAUAGUCGUGCUUGUGUUCCAAGCAUUAAAUUAUCAUUUGUUGAUGUCAUCAUCAUAUAUUGUAGUGAUUGGAAUCCAACGAAUGACAUGAGAGUUCUUCAGAGGAUCAGUAUAGAGUCACAAUCUGAAUGUGUGCCUGUUUUUCGCCUGUAUACCUCUUGCACGGUGGAGGAAAAGACUCUUAUACUCGCAAAGCAUGAUCAUAUUCUUGAUAGCAACAUCCAGAAUAUAAUGCCCAUCGUGAGCCAUUCCCUACUUAGUUGGGGUGCAUCGUUUCUCUUCAAUAGACUUGAGGAGUUCCAAAAGCAUGACUCCUCCAGUAAAGAUUGUGAGGCUGACGAUCUCUUCAUGAAUAAUAUUUUUUUGGAGUUUGUAGCAAAAUUGUCCACCAAGGUUGAAGCCAGCUCAAAAAUGGACAAUGCAGCCAUUUCCCGAGCUCAUCAGUGUGGAUCAAUUUAUUCAAGGGAAAUUGCUGUUAUAAGUGAGAGGGACGGAAUCUCUGCAGUUGAUGGCGAUUUGCCAAAGUUCUGGACCUUCUGGUUAAAUUUAUUAGAUGGGAGGUCUCCUAAUUGGCAAUAUAUAUCUGAACCAGUGCAAAGAAACCGUAGGAAGAUACAAAAUAUGGAAGACCAAACGAGAGUACCUGCAGAAGAAACUGAUGAAACAAUAAUGAGACGAAGAAAAAUCGGAGACAUCAUGGACUCAUCUCCGGAGGUCAUACUGGCUGAAGACAAGGAUGCUGUGUUGCCUGAAAACAACACAUCAUCCAGUUCUCAUCAAACAUCAGUUGAUGACACAUGGCAGGAGCUAGGGGCAGAAAGCCUUCAGGGCACACAGAAGGGUCUUCACACCCAACUCAAGCCAGAGCUGUCAAAGUUAUACGAACUGUUGGAAUUGCCGGAGACUGUCAAAUGCUUGUGUGAGGAAUUACUCGAUUAUAUUUUGAAGAAUCAUCAAGUCAGUCAGGAGCCACAAGGCAUAUUGCAUGCAUUCAACAUUGCCCUGUGUUGGCGUGCUGCUUCUCUCUUAAAGCAUAAGAUCAAUCGUAGAGAGUCACUUUCCCUUGCUGUGAAAAACCUGAACUAUGAGUGCGAUGAAGUGCUCGCUGAGUUUGUUUAUGAAAAGCUAAGGAUCCUAAAGAAAAAGUUUUCACGCAGAGCAAGCGAAACAAACAAGCAGAGCCAAUUUACUCCAGUAAACAACACAUCACCUUACCACCAACAGACCUCACCUAUAUCGAGAAGUGACGGAUCAUUUCCUAAGCAGGUAACAACCACUGAUGGUAAUUUGGAAAAUGCUUCACAUCAAGAGGCUCCACAUGAUAUUUUGACUGAGGAGAUGGUAUUGGGACAGAAGGAACAGAUAUCUGUUCCAGAAACACAUAAAGAACAACAUUGUUCAAGGGAUGAACUUAACAGAGUCACAGAGAAAAGAAUUAAUUUAAUUCACAUGGUUUUCUCCUCAAGAGAAAAGAAUAUUUGUGAUAAACAAGCAAAUGAGGCCUUAAUAUUAGACAUGCACAAGCAAAAGGAAGUGGCGAAACUGCGAGAAACAUGCAAUUUAGUUAUGGAAUAUCUUCGUAAAAGUCAUGCUGAUUCAGGGGACAGGGAUAGUGCAGUGAAGCCAGUAAUUGAAUGGUUUACUAUGCUUCUAUAUGCUUUUUUGGAUCACAUGAGAUGCCAACGUAACAAGCUGAAGAUGCAGCAAUCAACUGCAUGGACCAAGGAGUUACAAUUGAAGGAAAAGUUCCUCCAGGAAGCAAAAUCUGGCCAUUUAGAUCGUACCUUUGAUCAACAAAUUCCUUUACCAGAUUUACACUUCACUUUGGAGGAAUUCAGUCACUUCAAGGAAAUAGUUGGUGAUCACCCAGUUGGUGCAGCUACUUCAGAAAAUUGUCAGAAGUCUUUGGCAUUGGCCAUGGAAAUUACAUUGGUUCGGAGUGUCAUUCCAUCUGAAGUCGUGAAUUCAGCAGGAGGGAUAAACGAGGCUGUUGAAGUUCCUGUCCAAACGGAAAGAAGACCGACAUCAGAAGUUGGGUUGUCACAGAACAGACUAGACAAUAAUAGCUCUGAUGGCAUUGACUCACAAGGAGGGUCAUCUAUCACUGUUCAACAUCCAUUAAGUUCUAAUCCUGACAAUUCAAAUAAUUGGGAAUCUCCAGUUGAUGGCCAUAGAAGUGAACAGAAUGUUGCAGUGGAAGUUAAUACCAAUGAUAGUGACCCUACUCUCGCCGAUACACAUCAGUUAGAGCCACCAACUGUGGCUGCUCUUCCCAGCCAGAAUGCCUUGCCAAUGGCUAGGGAGGUCCAAAUUCAGACAACCCAUGGAAUUCAGUCUUCCCAGCAGAAUAUAGUGCCAGGACAAUCUCCACAAGAUGGACAAGAAAGUUCACCUGCUGUAAUAUCAGCUCAGCCUUUGCAACCUGAAAUGCGGCCAUCAAGUCCAGUAUCUAAUAUUCUGCUUGACAGAACACACCCUGAUCAGCGUCAACAAACACAUCAGCCAGAGGCUGCACCUAGUUUGGCGGAUCCAGCACAAUUCUUUCCUGUGGCAUCACUGAUGUAUAAUCACCCACCAGUUGGCAAUGAACCACUGAAAAAUGAGCUGCACAGAUUACAAUUGCACAUAGAUGCACUUAAUAAAAUCUACGAACUGAAGAAAUCACAACUUCAAACUGAGUGCAGCCAAGAAAUCGAGAAGAUAAAACAAAAGUAUGACUUGUUAAUUAAAGAACAAGAUUCCAUUCACCAUCAUCACAGGAAGACACUUAAUGAUUUAUACGGGAAAGUCCUCCUAAACCAAUCACUAGCUGAUGAUUUUCGGGUCAAAUUCAUAUCAACAUCUGCAGCUCAAGCCAGAGCUGUUUCUCCUCCAAUUCGCCAGGCAACUCGCCAGACAGCUGGGGCAUCUCAGCAAGUACCACCUAGGCCUUUAGUGGUUGGAUCGGUUGCACCGCCUGUCACUUCAUCAUCAGCUGGUCGAUCAUCACUGCUGAGACAUUACGCUCAACCAUCGGCAGCAAAUUCAUCAUCGCCGCCUUCACAAGUUGCCCGCCCUUCCCCAGGAAUAGUGGGCACCACUGUGAGAGCAGCAUCAACUCCAUUUAGUCACAAAGCUACAGCACGCGGAAACUAUGGAGUUCGGAGUGAAGUAGCACGGGCGCCAGCUCCUCAUCUCCAGUUCAGGCUGCCCCGAGCACAUUCCACGGCACCUGCAAAUCAGCAGCUCCCAACUAGGCUGGGGAGCACAUCUCCAAGGACACGGCCGGCUCCAUUGGCCACUCCAGUAAACGCAAGACAGUUGAGUUCGCAAGCAGUUUUGCCAGUGCAUCAUAGUUCGUCAUCCUCAAGCUCACACCCUGUGCUGUCAUCGGUGUCGAGCGCACGUCCAGCCUUGGCAGUAAAUUCAAGUCCAAGCCCAGUUUUGAGUGCAGCCGGUGUGCUGUUGCCGGCAAGUACGCACCCACUUGAGUCGGCAGCAUCUUCGCAGCAAUCAACAGCUACUAAUCCGAAUGCAGGGGUGCCGUCAGGUUUGCCUGUCGUGGGCGCAGGUUUGAGUACGUCCGUGUCGGGGAUGCAUCAGCAGAUGAAUUCAGACUCAGUGUCGCUGGAUGCAUGGCUUACAUCCAAUCUUGGGCUGAACAUGGGUGACGCCAAUCGCAUGGAUGAUGGCGGCGUAGUAGAUGUGGUGUGCUUGUCCGACGACGAACCGGAGCAGUAGAGGAAGAGUGAGGGAGGGCUACUGUACUGACUAACAACAGCUAAAGCUAAAAAAGAUGGGAGACCCGACCUGACAAGUUGUUUUAUUCUUUUCCUUGUUACUAGUCAGUCCAGUCCACUUUGAGCUUUCGUCGUCUCCUCCUCCUCACGGUGUCUCCUCUUUCUCCCUCCCAUACUGUAUUCAAGCUGUGUAGUUUGUUGUAAAUGCUACUAGUAGUAGCUCUUAACCAACCAAGUAACUGGGGAAUUAAGCAUGGUAACCUGGGUUUGGUUUCUCCUUUCUUGGUUGGUUACUAGGAGUAGUGUACUUGUAUAUAUACCCCUUGCCUAAUCCAAGCCCAUGCUACGUUCUUCCAAUUUAUC